CGGGAGCUGCGCAGGGCUGGACUGGGCGCGCCCGCGCGCGGCCCCGGGCGGCGGUGACCGAGGGUGGCGGAGCCUCCGGGUCUGGGGGCGGCGGGGUCGCCGUCGGAGGGGGCGGGCUCCAGCCGCGCGGCCUCGGAGCCACUGCGCGGCGCGGCCCCCUCCCGCGGCCCGAGUAAGGCAAGAGAAUGAAAGAAGUAGAUAAUAUUGAAAGUAUAAAAGAAGAAUGGGUUUGUGAUGCAGGAGCCAACAACCAGCCUCUGAGUGUGAGUCAACAAACAAACUGUGACUAUCUUGUUGACAACCUUUUUGAGGAAGCUCAAAAGGUCGGUGCCAAAUGCCUGUCUCCCAGUGAACAGAAGAAACAGGUAGAUGUAAACAUAAAGUUAUGGAAAAAUGGGUUCACAGUCAAUGAUGACUUCCGAAGUUAUUCGGAUGGUGCAAGUCAGCAGUUUCUGAAUGCCAUCAAGAAAGGGGAGUUGCCUCUGGAACUGGAGGGGCUUUUUGAUAAAGAGGAGGUGGAUGUGAAGGUAGAAGACAAGAAGGAUGAAGUCUGCACGUCCACCAAGCCCGUGUUCCAGCCCUUCUCCGGACAGGGCCACAGACUGGGCAGUGCCACACCAAAAAUUGUUUCGAAAACAAAGAGUAUUGAAGUUGAGAACAGAAAUAAUUUGUCUCCUGUCCCACUGAACCCCCAAGAGCCUGUCACUAACAUACAGAUCUGGUUGGCCAAUGGGAAAAGGAUUGUCCAGAAAUUCAACGUUUCUCAUAGGGUUAGCCACAUCAAAGAUUUCAUCCGAAAACACCAAGGACUUCAAGGAAAUACCCCCUUCCUCCUGGUCACCGCCCUCCCCGUCCUCAGACUGCUGGAUGACACCCUCACGCUGGCAGAGGCUGACUUACAGAAUGCCGUGGUCAUUCAGAGGCUGCAGAGCACCAGCGACCCUUUCCAGCGACUCUCAUAGCCCUGGGUGUCCAUGCACGAGGAGCAGGUGCAGAGACAGGAUGGCCGUGAGCAGGCCGGGGGCUGGUCUGCUACCCCAGGCCCUCCCGAUGUGUUGGAGUGUACUUCUCCCAGAGAAGUACCGUUAGGGAAGGAGAGAGGGCCAGAAGCUAGCCAGUGCACUUUUCAGGAUGCUCCACAGAAAGAAAAGAUAUUUAUUUUCAAAAACCAUCUUCAUCCUAUUUGAAUUUGGCAAAUGUGUUCAUAAGGUCAUUCAUUCAAGCCCCUUUCCCAAACAGUGGUGAUUUAUUUAAAUGCCAAGCUAUCUCAGAUUUCAAAAAUGGCAUGCUAAAAAAAAAAUUACACGUGGCAGGUUAAAGGCAUCACUGUGAUUCUUUUAUAUUGGAGACACAAUCAAAAGGAACUGAUUUCAUCAUAGCGAAGUGUGAACCACAAGGUGUUGUCAACUUGUAUUCUCUAAUGGCAAGAUAUAAUCAGAUUUCAUUUGGCAGAAGUAUCUGAGAAAUAUUUUCAUUGAAGAACAAAUUGUGUAGCUUAGUGUACUGUUUGUAUACUGUUGGUCUUAACCUGCCUACUCAUCUUUCUACAUUUUCAAAAAGUAAACUUUUUUGGUCUUUUGGGGCUCAUCCUGCCAUGCCCAGGGUUACUUCUUAGGAAUUGGGGGUGAUGUGUGGUGUGCAGAGAUCAAAACUGGUUCAUCUGUGUUCAAGGCAAGCACCUCCCCCAAUGUACUAUCUUUCUGGCCUGAUUUUUAAGAAAAUCUUUUCUCUCAAAGACUUCCUAUUUUAUUUUCUUUAAAAUCUUAGGGAUUGGUGUACUGGAGAGAUAGUAUAUCAAGUUACGGUACAUACCUCUUGCACACAGCUAAUCCAAUUCAAAGCUUCGGCUCCACCAAUGGUCCCCAAAUGCUGCCAUGGCACAGAGCCAGGAAACACUCUGAACGCCACUAGGUGUGACUCCUCACCCCCAAACAGAGAGAUGAUCACUUAUCAUUUCUAAAAAUCACAGAAAUUUGUUUUCAGCUAACAUUUUAAGUUAGCCAUUCUUUUGCCACGCUGAGAAUCCAAUGCUUAUAUAGUUAGAUUUCUAAUUAAUAUUUUUAGACUGUGUCACAUAAAAUAGUUUUUGCUUCUAUACAUCAGAGUCAACUUGUGAGAACUUUAUAGGAAUAUUUCUUACUUUCUGAUGUCACCAGGGAAAAUAUACUUUGUAUUUUAGAUUUUUAAUAAAACUGAUUAGAUUUGAUUAUUUCACUGUCAGAUGAAAUCCCUUUACCUGAGGAAUACGUUUACGACAAUUUCUUACAAAUGAUCUAUUGAAUCAGAUUGAAGAGAAGACACGCUGCUAUUGUCUCGCAGCUGGUGGCCAGCCAGCAGGGAUGCUCACUGGGCACUGAAUGUCAGAUAGGAAGAGCGAUGCCCAAAUUUUUGGUCUCAAGACCUUUGGUUUAUGUGGGUCGUUUUAUUACUAUAUUUUAAAAUAAAGUUGUGAAAUGUUUUUUUUAAAGCAAAAGCACAUCUUAUUAGAAGUCACGUCUGUAUGAAAAAGGUAUCUGUUUUCCAAAACAGCAAGGUUCAGUGAGAGCUAUAUCCUGCUGCUCGAUUUCUGGCAAAGCCCCUCCCUUGCAAGGGUGACAGGUGGGCUCAGAGCUGCCGCUCCACCAUCUGCUGCUGCAGUCCGGGCACGGAGCCUCUAGAAGGUGCUACUGUCCAGCCAGGACAGAAUGGAAAAAGCAGGAAUGUCACAGUAGGAUGAUGAGUCCUGAUUUGAUCGUGUGGCUCCCUGCAAGGACUGAUUAUAUGUCAAGCCUUUGCGGAAGAAUCUCGAGGGCCCAGGGAGAUGGCUCAAAGGGCUGGAGCACAAGCUUCGCCUUUGCCGCCCUGAGUUUGAUCCACUGCACUGCAUGGUCCCCUGAGCACUGUGCUGGAAGUAACCCUAGAGUACCUCUGGGCACGGCCUAAAUCCCCCCAAAAAACAAUGAGUUGGGUGGAUUUUUGAAUGCCCCAUUUUGGUGUCAGAGAGAUAGUGUCGCAGGUAAGGCACUUGCCUUGCACACAGCCGAUGUGGGUUCGAUCCCCAGCACCCCGUGUGGUCCCAUGCGCCCGCCUGGCUCUAUCUCCGCCUGUUCUCUCUCCAGUGAUUCUCUACUUUCCCCCCACAGGCUUCUAAACCAAGCCCCCCCCCAGGAGAGACUUGGUGCCUUCCGCGCCAAGCCCCUCCCACCCUCUCAGAGUCUUAGUAGUACAGUCAGGCGGCCGAAGCCCCUGCUCGCUGCCCUGGCUCUGUACUCAGGAGUUACUCCUGGCAGUGCUCGGGGGACCACAUGGGAUGCUGGGGAUCGAACCCGAGCGGCAGCAUGCAAGGCAAGCGCCCCACCCGCUGUGCUAUUGCUCCGAGCCCAGGCCGUAAUAUUUCAUGAGCCUUUUCUCUUUGGAGCUCUGGGGGGGACCUGCCCUGAGGCGUGUCUUCCCUGGAGGGCCACUGUCCCUGUGCUGUUCCCAGCCCCGGCAGGGCAGCCGACUGGGCUGCUUUUCCUUUCAUCCUGUGCCCUCAGGUCAGCUGAAAGUCAGUGUUGUUUCCUGUCCGUGCUGUUUACAGCCUUUCAGAGCCCUCUCCAGAGACACAAAAACAUUGGUGCUCUCUGUGUGGAGGGAGGGCCGGCGAGAGAGUCCAGGGGUAGGCGCGGGCCUUGUUGCCGCCAACUCCAGUUCUCCCGCCCUGCGUGGUCCCCCAAGCAUUCCGGGGUGCAGCCUUAGAGGCCCCCAAGCACUGCCAGGCGGCCCAGGUCUCCCCGACACUGCAGGGCUUGUGCAGCCCCACAUCCUCGGGCCCUUGCCAGUGAACCACAGGCCAAACUGGCCAAGAAUCUCUGGGAGGACCCCCCCUCCCUUUCCCCGUCUCUUUAGCACCACUUGGGACGUCCCCACCCCACAAAAAAAAAACACUCCAAAAAACAAGGAGACAGGAAAAUCAAUAAGCUGCUCUUGGGGAUAGAAUACAGUAUGAUGAUUACUGAUCUGUUUUCAAGAACUUGGAAAAAAAUAUUUCAUGUAGAACAAUCAUGAGGCAUUUUAUGAUUUUCUUUUGCAUACAUCAACUUAUAAUUCUGCAUGUAUUUUUUCUGAAGGAGACUCUUGUUGGAAAUACCUUUCUCGCACGUAUAGCAGAGCAGCUUGUGGGGGGUUUCCAGUUUCUGGUUUAACCAAGAUACACACUUGUUCUGCUCAUGUGAAAACUCACCCCAGUGGGAACUGACAUCAGCAAUACCUUCAAUUUCAUCAUUGUAAAAACAUGCAUUAAGGUGACUCUUGGGGCUUUUUACUUGAAGGUUUCAAAAGGAUCAGUUGUUGGGCUGGAGAAAUAACUUACAGGGCUUGAGAAAUGCUUGCAAGAGAGGCCCGGGUGUGUUUUAUUUUUGGUUUGUUUUUUGUUUUAUUUUUGGCCCAUACCCAGCGGUGCUCUGGGGCUUUUCCUGGCUCUGUGAUCAUGAGUGGUCCCCUAACAGUGCUUGGGGGACUGUAACCAGUGCUCGGGAUCAAGCCAGGGUCGGCAGGAUGCAAAGGGAAGUACGUGAACUCCGAACCUCCCCUUCUGAGCAGGCUCAGGCUUGAUUCUUGGCCCCACGUGGUCCCAGGUUCCUCAGGGAGCAACUCCCCACCCCAGCACAAGAGCCAAAACGGUAGUGAAGUGUAGAAUAUUCCAGACAUCUCGACUUUAGAUAAUGAACGGCACUUAGCAAGGGAUGGCGGAAUUGGAAAGCCUCUAAGGUGUGGAAUAGAAUUUGGUCAAAGUUGUUUCAAAACUCAGUUUCUUAAAACAUCAUCAUUGGAGCUGAUACAUAGAAUUGCAUUUCUAAUUUUACCAGUUCUAGAUUAUGAGUUAAAAUACUAUGCAUUAUCCAGGUCUUGAGUGAUUUUUUGUUUCAUUUAGUUCAGAAUACUUUUGUUCAUAAUACUUUUCAUUAUGUUUCAACAUUAUGUGUUGAAAUACGGUAUGUAUAGAGUAUGGUAUGCAUAUAUUUCAGUGCCUUAAAAAGUAUUUUGGAAGUAAUCUUUUGCUAAUGGAUAAAGAACUGUUCUCUUAAGGAUGAAAUAUUGUUCAUGAAAAGGAUCUGUGAAAUAAUUUACUUUCGGUUAUAAAAUAGUAUUAUAUGUGAAUGCAUUUGUCAUUUAUUUGGCAAGUUCGUUCAGUUUGAGAAUCAAGAAACAUUUAUUGGGUGCCUUUUAACCAAUGUUACUUUAUUUAAAAUAUUCAGAUGUUAUCAUGCAAUUAUUUUAGUAAUAGCUCAGUGGCUGUAUUUAUUUUUAAACCAUCCUUUGUGUCCUUAGUUGAACUAAUCUGAAAGACUUGGUAGGGUUUACUCUUUUGUUCUGUCUAAAUAUAAACCAUUUCAUUAAAAAGUUGCUCAUCGCACUGAAUCUUC
Molecule: messenger RNA, 5384 nt
Organism: Sorex araneus (European shrew)
Lineage: Eukaryota; Metazoa; Chordata; Mammalia; Eulipotyphla; Soricidae
Gene: UBXN2A
Product: UBX domain protein 2A
Exons: 7
Coding region: 186-962 (258 amino acids)
Biological process (GO): nuclear membrane reassembly; autophagosome assembly; Golgi organization
Cellular component (GO): cytosol; nucleus
Molecular function (GO): ubiquitin binding
Source: RefSeq, a predicted model, not a curated record